CUCGUCCUCUCCCUCCUCUGUAUGCAAUCGCGCAAGUUGUAGUGGUGGCUGUGGCUGACACCUAGGUAGGCUGUGGUACAUUUUGAGAACCAUGAGUCACAUCAGAUAGAAGGAAUUCCAUGCUGCAGGAUUACAAACCUAAAUUGUGAGCAUACAUAAACUGGUGAAACAGCCUGUAGGAGAAAAAUUUCAAGCGAAUUGAGAAUCUUCAAAGCAUCCGGACCAGAUCAGAUGGAUGAGAACGCGCAAACACGUGCCCACGUGGCGGACCCUGCGUCGAUCGCCAACCGCGAUUUUGCCGAUCAGGAAAUUCUACUUGCAAAUUGCCCUCCUCUUUCACACUUUCGGGAAGAUCAACAAAUCGUCGUAACAGACCGAUCUUUGAAAUCUAAGAAGCACGGCAGCAUAAAUCAUCGAACUGGCUCCAGCGGCUUGAAUGAAAGCUGUACAUUUCAUCGGAGCGAACUAGAGUCAUAUUCACGCCACAAAUCAAGUCAAAAAUCAUCAAAGAGAAAGCCUGACAACGUCCCAUUAUCUUUAUCAUUGGGGUCCAGAGUUUCGGGUGCUAGCAUUGAGCUUUCUGCCAUCAAUACUCCCUUGUGCAUAUCGAAUAACUCCACCACGCCAAACCCUGAUAUAUUCCCUCCUAUGCCUCCGACUCAGUUCUACCCACUUCUCGUAUGUUCACUCGGCAAUCCAGGAAAACAGUAUGCCAAUACGCUCCAUAGCGCUGGACAUAAUGUCAUUGAGGUGAUACGCGCUCGCGGUCAAUAUCUCCCCUUCCAGAAAGGCAUGUCAGGUCUGGUGUCAACGCCCAAUAUGACGCGGGCAAAGAUCCACCUCAUCUGGGGCGCGGUAAAGGAGAAGCAGGCAGAGCUUGCUCCUGGCGAAGACGAUUUUACCCUUUGGCAAAGCACGAAACUCAUGAAUGUGAGUGGGCCAAGCGUACGAAGUGCGUGGACCACAUUCUUAGCACAGCAGAAAUCCAAGGGGCAUAAUGCUCGAUUGGUCAUUCUACAUGACGAGCUGGAAUCGAAAUUGGGUCAUGUCACUAUCCGGCAGGGUGUAGCAAGUCCUAAAGGUCAUAACGGAAUCAAGAGCUGCCAAGCAUCGCUCAGAGACACCGAAUUUUGGCGCAUAGGUGUAGGAAUUGGCAGGCCCGAGAGCAGAGACCCAGCUGUCGUCAGUAAAUAUGUUCUUGGUAAGAUGACGGUCCGCGAAGAGCAGGCAAUGCAGGAUGCUAGUUUCCAUGUACUUAAAGCUUUACGACUAAUUGCAGAAGGAAAUGCGUGAUCUAAUAUUGUGUACGACCAGAAACGAGAGCAAAAACCCUCUAUCAUAUGUCUCUAGCUCUUCAGAUUGUAAUACCAUCGCUUCAGCCUUCUACUACACGUCGCGACCGCUUCUCGAUAUCUUGUGCGAUCUUAUAUUCCCC
Molecule: messenger RNA, 1435 nt
Organism: Aaosphaeria arxii CBS 175.79
Lineage: Eukaryota; Fungi; Ascomycota; Dothideomycetes; Pleosporales
Product: peptidyl-tRNA hydrolase
Exons: 1
Coding region: 232-1293 (353 amino acids)
Molecular function (GO): peptidyl-tRNA hydrolase activity
Source: RefSeq, a predicted model, not a curated record